Molecule: messenger RNA, 731 nt
Organism: Melitaea cinxia (Glanville fritillary)
Lineage: Eukaryota; Metazoa; Arthropoda; Insecta; Lepidoptera; Nymphalidae
Product: RWD domain-containing protein 4
Exons: 5
Coding region: 154-708 (184 amino acids)
Molecular function (GO): protein binding
Source: RefSeq, a predicted model, not a curated record
AAAAACAGGAAUCUUCAUAUUUCAAAAUUAUGGUAACCUGUGACGAACAUUAAUAUUAAUACCUACUAAAUGAAUUAUAUUUAUUCUUUUAAAAAGUCACAACUUGGUGCUGCAAUACAGUGCUUUUAGAUAAGGAUCUCAUUAAUUAUACCAAUGUCGGACGAUGCUGAACAGCAGGCUGAGGAGAUAGAGGUGCUUAAAUCAAUUUAUGAAGGAGAUGAAAAUUUUAAACAACUUGAUUCUAAAACUUAUCAAUAUAAGUAUAUAGAAGGAGAGAAGUCAUUUGUAUUAGAAAUAUCCUGGGGACCCACGUACCCUACGGAGAAGCCAACAUUUAACUUAGAAAUAUUUUAUAAUCAAAGUUUAUUACCUGCGGUAAAGGAAAAAAUUCUAUCAAUAGUAAACGCUGAAGCGGAGCAAUGGGUAGGAUGUGCAAUGACAUACACUAUAUUUGAAUGCCUCAAGGAAAAGGUAACAGAAAUUCUAGCUGAACAGACUGAAGAGGCCAUCGUAGCAAGAGUUGAAAAGAUUGCUAUUACUGAACAGACUGAAUCGAAGAAGCCAGAGAAAAAAGAACAAAUGAGUAAAGCUCAGAAGCGUCGAGCGUGGGACAAAGCUGAGAUCGGUCGAGCGGGGGACAAACCUAGGGGUUGGGACUGGGUCGACAUUGUCAAACACCUAUCUCAAGCUCCACACCAACCCUCUUGACACUAAAUAUAUUAUGUAUCAUA